Molecule: messenger RNA, 4968 nt
Organism: Aspergillus calidoustus
Lineage: Eukaryota; Fungi; Ascomycota; Eurotiomycetes; Eurotiales; Aspergillaceae
Source: the annotation of a GenBank genome assembly
CUUGACGAAGGGCUACGACACAGUCCCAUCAUCCUGUCAUGUUGCACGGCAGUGUUCUCACUGGUUGACUGUCCUCAAGACAAGUUCGUCCUUCGCUCUGGAAUUAUGUGGGCUCAGCAGCAGCUCAGCUGCCUCGUCGCAUCACUAGAUUGCAUCGCGCCUAGCCUUCAUGAUGGUGCGCGGCCUGGACCGAAUCCUGCAGGCGGGAGACGAAUUGACAGCUUCGAAAACGUCAGCGCGCGGGUCAGCGGGGAAGCCUCUAAACAACACUAACGCUCGGCCAUGCCUUAGGAGCCUUUUACUUCCACUCACAAUCCCUGCUGUCAAGUCGUUGUCCGGCGAGGCCGCGAGGUGGCUUUGCAACCUUCCGAGCUUCAGCCGCACCCGAUGCGGCCACUCGCUCAAAAAUGCCUGAAAGAUCCUGCUCACACAGGCUGGUAUAAAAUCAGCCUUCUGUCCGGAGGCUGCUUACCUGACUUUAUUUUCUCUCGACUUGCACAAUCGGCCUUCCCUAGCCCCAAAUCCUAUUCCCUUGUUCAAUUAUAUAUUAUCUAGUGUAAGUGCCCCCAAGACAAUCAACUGGAGCAUUCUUACUCAACAAGACUGCAAUAUUCAUGCUACAACUGAUACUGGCAGGCAAACAGGAUAUUUAAUCUGUAUAUACGCUUGUUCUUGUGUAUAUAGCAGUUCUUGGUUAUUUGUUCACGAUGGCCGAUAAAACGCACACCAACAAAACUAUACUGGGCGGCCUCGGUCAGUCCAUCUCCCAGUUGGAAAACGUUGUCUCUGCAUCGUUACGGCCACUACCCACAGAAACUGGUAACGGUACCUACAUUGCCGAAUCCACUGAGACAGGUCUCGUUGCCGGCCUUGUUCAAGACAUGGCCACUGUGGACGUCGGCGACAUUCGUACCCUCGUCGAGGUCAUCAAGAAUUCCGCUACUGGAGAGCCCGUAGACGACAAGAGCUACGUCAUGGAGAGGACGAUACAGCUAGCUGCUGGUUUGCCUGCGACAUCGCGAAAUGGGGCAGAAUUGACCAAGUCCUUUCUAAAGAUGCUUUGGGACGACCUAGAGCAUCCACCAAUCUCCUAUCUUGGCGCUGAUUCGAUGUACCGCAAGGCUGACGGGUCUGGCAAUAAUCAUUUCUGGCCUAAACUAGGGGCUGCUGGCUCUCCCUAUGCAAGGUCUGUCAGACCAAAGACAUUGAAAUCCCCCUCUUUGCCGGAUCCGGAGGUCAUAUUCGACAGCAUUCUCCGCCGGAAAGAGUACAAGGAGCAUCCGAACAAGAUCUCAAGUGUCUUAUUCUAUCUUGCGUCAAUUAUCAUACACGAUCUCUUCCAAACGGAUUCUAAGGAUGGGACUACGAGUUUGACCUCCUCCUACUUGGACCUGUCGCCUUUAUAUGGUAACAACCAAGAUGAACAAGACAGUGUCCGCCUCUUCGAGGCAGGCCGAUUAAAACCAGACUGUUUUGCGACCAAACGUGUACUCGGAUUCCCACCCGGAGUAGGGGUGCUCCUAAUAAUGUUUUCCAGAUUUCACAAUCACGUGGCGGAAAACCUGGCAGCCAUCAAUGAAGGAGGGAGGUUCACUAAACCAGACGACGAGGCUGACGAGGCUAAGAAGGCGAAAUACGACAAUGACCUCUUCCAGACCGCCAGGCUGGUCACCUGUGGUCUCUAUGUCAACAUCAUACUAAAGGACUACGUAAGAACAAUCCUCAAUAUCCAGAGAACCGGAAGUCUGUGGAGUCUUGAUCCAAGGAUGGAAAUGCAGGAUGGACUUCUCGGCGAAGGAGCAGCGUUGGCGACAGGCAACCAGGUUUCGGCCGAGUUUGCAUGCUGCUACCGGUGGCACGCCUCGAUAUCCAAAAGAGACGAGCUGUGGACAGAAUCGUUCCAUCGUGAGAUUAUGCCGGGGGUUGACCCAGAAACUUUGUCACUGAAGGAUUUCACUGCUGGGCUGGGUCGUUGGCAGGCGGGUCUUCCAAAGAACCCAGAAGAGCGCCCAUUUGCAGGGUUACAGCGUCAGCCGGAUGGAACAUUCAAUGAUGGUGAAUUGGCCAAUCUGUGGAAAUUGUCCGUCGAGGACUGUGCUGGCGCAUUUGGGGCCUUGCAUGUCCCACCAAUCUUCAGGACUAUCGAAGCCCUAGGAAUUAUGCAGGCUCGACGGUGGAACCUGGGAACACUUAACGAGCUCCGAGCCUACUUCCACCUCAAACCCCAUAAGACUUUUGAGGAUAUCAACUCUGACCCAUACAUUGCUGAUCAGUUGAAGCGACUGUACGAUCACCCCGAUCUUGUCGAAAUCUACCCUGGUAUAAUUGUUGAAGACGCAAAGGAGCCCAUGACUCCUGGAAGCGGCCUCUGCGUCAAUUAUACUAUAUCGAGGGCAAUUCUUUCAGACGCCGUCGCGUUGGUGCGCGGUGACCGCUUCUACACAGUUGAUUAUACACCCAAGCACCUGACCAAUUGGGCAUUCAGCGAGAUCCAGCCUAGUGACUCUGUCGACCAGGGCCAUCUUUUCUAUAAGUUGGUUCUCCGCGCAUUUCCCAACCACUUCGCGGGCAACUCGAUUUAUGCCCACUUCCCGCUGGUCAUUCCCUCGGAGAAUGAGAAGAUCCUGAAGAACCUUGGAAUUGCCGAAAAAUACAGCUGGAGCGUCCCAAAGCUCAUUGCUCAACCCCGGUUUAUCGACUCUCAUGCCGCUUGCAUGUCCAUCCUCCGCAACCCUAACUUCAUGAUAUCCGGAGACAUCCCACCCAAUGCUGCAUCGCGCAAGAUGAUGGAAUCUGCCUUGUACCGUGAUAACUGGGAAGAUGAAGUGAAGAAGUUCUAUGAGCAGAUAACUCUGAGACUUCUUCAUCAAAAAUCCUAUCAGCUUGCGGGUGUCUAUCAAGUUGAUAUUGUCCGAGAUCUGAUAAACCCAGCCGUCACCAACUUUGUCUCCAGCAUAUUUUCUCUCCCACUGAAGACCGAAUCAAACCCCAGAGGCGUUUUUACCGAGGUGGAGCUAUACAAGAUUAUGACACUUAUCUUCACGGCCACUUUCUACGAUGUUGAUGUCUCAAAAUCGUUCGAAUUGCGCCAGACCGCCCGCGCUGUAACCCAGGAAUUGGGCCAGCUGAUCAUGACCAAUGUUGAGAAACUUGGAAAGUCUGGCUUCAUCGCCAGCCUAGUGAACCGUCUCCAUCGUCACGAUGUGUUGUCCGAAUAUGGAACUCACAUUAUUCAAAAACUCCUGGAGAGCGGUCUAAAACCGGCUGAGAUUGUUUGGACCCAUAUUCUUCCAACGGCUAGUGGAAUGGUCGCAACUCAGGCCCGGAUUCUAAGUCAAUGCCUGGACUACUAUCUCGGGGAAGGGGCCGUUCAUCUUCCGGAGAUCAACCGCCUAGCCAAAGAGGACACUCUGGAAGCCGAUGAGCUACUCACACGGUACUUCAUGGAGGGUGCUCGUCUAGGAUCCUCAGUUGCUCUUCCCCGAGUGGCUGCACAGGCAAUAGUCAUCGAGGACUACGCUGAGAAGAUCAAGAUCAAGGCCGGCCAGGAAGUUAUGUGCAAUCUGGCCUCCGCAUGCAAGGAUUCCUCUGCCUUCCCCGAACCAGAUAAAGUCAAACUAGACCGUGAUAUGAGUCUCUAUGCUCACUUCGGGGUUGGCGCACACGAGUGCCUUGCUGCUGAGCUGUGCAAGAUAGGACUGACUUCAAUGUUCAAGGUAAUCGGACGAUUGGACAACCUACGCCGUGCUCGGGGACCUCAAGGCCACCUAAAGAGAAUUUCUGGGCCCGGUGGAGUUCCAAAGUACAUGAACGAGGACCAGACUGGCUUCUCGCCGAUUCCUACAACCAUGAAACUUAGGUGGGACGGUCCUCUGCCCGUGUUAACGGAUGAUUGAGGAUGGGGAAUAGGGAGUGCAUGGAUAUUUGUGAUAUAAGGAAUGUGCCUUUUUAUGAUCAGGAACGUCUGCGGCAUGUCAAUCUUCUAGUUUUAUUACUUGGGGCUCGUUGACUCUGGAGAAUACAUGUUGUUAUAUUUAUUGGUUUAGUAUUAUCUUUAUGCUUCUGUGUUGCCAUGAGCUCGAACUAGUCCUAAGCGCGUCCAUGACAUGGCGGGACAGCCACUGUAUAUUACUAGAAUCGCGGCCCGUGGAUUCAUAGUUCUGGGUGUAUCACAUUGAUGGGGGUGAGCGAGGCUGGCUCCGCCCCACCUUACCAUCAUCUUCUAAAGACGUAUGGUCACGUAACUUGACGGACCGUUGAACUAUCCUAACCUAGUCGUCGAACUCUAAAUCACGGUCUGGGGGCACAAAAGAUCGACUAGUAUGCGCGUCACCCUAAUUCAACAUGAGAGUUCAUUCCAGGCAAAGCAAAACAGGUACCCUAGGUACGCUGGUGUCACAAAUCAUCGUGCUAUCAACGCAGCGAGGCAUGGAGAGAGAGACAGGACAAGUGGGCCGAGUUUCAAGAAGCAAGUUGGAUGAACGGAAGUCAACAAAGGAAACAGAGGGAAAUGGGAGAGCCAAUUAGGGCUAAUAUAGGAGUGGGAAGGAAGGCUUGUAUUACGCAUAGCUUUGUGUACUGAAGCUUCAUUCUUGCAGCCUGCGAACUUAUCAGUUGCUGUCGAUACUGGGUCUUUCUAUAACACCGACUGAGAAGCGGAGUUUGGACAUGUCUUGAGGUGAGAGCUGUCCAAGGGAAACGACAACGUGCUCCGAAUUCUAAUCGUCUGGUGACAUCCAGUGGACACGGAGUUAGGUAGAUUUCACAGUCCAAUUCAGUAAUGGUCCUGGCCUCACAUUGCCAUUGUCCUUGCCCCGACAUCCUGAGGAAUUAGGGAUCUUGCAGAAGUGCCGAAAAUUCCGUUAAGCUAAAGGAAGUACCACGAGUAAAAGUUCGCUCUAGAAAUAUGCUAGCGUGGGGAAGAUGCUAUCCAGGUAGCUGAACAUGGUUGCUCAAGGUCGAAGGGAU